Molecule: messenger RNA, 387 nt
Organism: Oikopleura dioica
Lineage: Eukaryota; Metazoa; Chordata; Appendicularia; Copelata; Oikopleuridae
Source: the annotation of a GenBank genome assembly
AUGUUGGCGGUCUUGCUAAAGGAUUCCUUGUCCCCGGCGGCGAUUCCGAAAAUCCUCUCGAUCCCCGUCUCCUGGCACAACGAACAAAAUACGAAACUCGAAGAAGCUGCCGAUCUCUUCUACGACGGAAUCAUGCAAGCUCCUGGACUCAUCCCAAUCAUGCCGUCGGGAGCGAUGUACAUGAUGGUCAAGAUUGAUUUCUCCCGACUGGAGAAUUUCUCCUACGACAUGCAUUUCUGUCAGACACUCGUUUCGGAAAAAUCCGUGUUCGUCCUUCCCGGAAGCUGUUUCGGCUUUCCGAACUUUUUCCGAGUCGUAAUUCGAUCCCCAAGGAAAAAAUUCCAGAAGCUUGUCAACGAAUCGUCGACUUUUGCAACGAUAAUGUGA